AUGGAUCCUCAAGAAAUUAUCGAGUAUUUAGCUGAAGAAGAAGAAGAGGAAGAUGAAGAAAUGAACAUGUUUGUAGCAACAUACACGCAACUCAAUCACAGGAAGAACAGCAACAGCGUUGUACGUCAUGGCGGAUCUGUUUUCAACCAUCGUGUCAUUAACCGCAGUAGAGCACAAGGUCAUCAACUCAUAUAUCGUGAUUAUUUUGGCGAUGAUCCAACAUAUCCAGAUUACAUUUUUCGUAGAAGAUUCCGUAUGAGACGAUCAUUAUUCCUUCAAAUACAAGCAGCCGUUGAGAAGCACGAUCCUUACUUUGUACAAAAAUGUAAUGCAGCUGGAGUUCCUGGAUUAUCGUCACUCCAAAAAAUAACUGCUGCAUUGAGAAUGAUAGCCUAUGGAGUACCUGCAGAUUCACUUGAUGAUUACAUUCGAAUCGGUGAAAGCACUGCAAUAGAAAGCUUAAAAAGAUUUGUCAUAUCAGUCAAUCAAGUAUUUGGGAAGCAGUACUUAAGGUCGCCAAAUAAGAAUGAUAUCAAAAGAUUGAGUGGCAUUGCGGAGCAAAGAGGAUUUCCGGGUAUGUUAGGGAGUAUAGAUUGUAUGCAUUGGAGGUGGAAGAAUUGUCCGACUGCUUGGCAUGGAGCAUUUUCAGGUCGUUAUCACGAACCAACAAUUAUACUUGAAGCCAUAGCUUCCCAUGAUUUAUGGAUAUGGCAUGCUUACUUUGGAUUGCCAGGCUCACUAAAUGAUAUUAACGUACUAGAUCGGUCAAAUUUAUUUUCAGAAUGGGCUGAAGGUCGAGCCCCUGAAGUUCAUUACGUUUUGAAUGGUCACGACUAUGAUAUGGGAUACUACCUUGCUGAUGGCAUAUAUCCUCCCUACCCGACUUUUGUCAAGACCAUUUCAGCUCCUCAAGGAAAUAAGAGAAAGUAUUUUGCUAAGAUGCAAGAAUCUGUUCGAAAGGAUGUGGAAAGAGCAUUUGGUGUACUUCAAGCUCGAUUUGUUAUAGUACGUGGACCAGCUCAUUUUUGGGACAUCGAAACACUAAAGCACAUUUGA
This is a messenger RNA of Daucus carota subsp. sativus, 1056 nucleotides long. RefSeq lists its product as uncharacterized. The record is from RefSeq and is a predicted model, not a curated record. The coding region runs from base 1 to 1056 and encodes 351 amino acids. Lineage: Eukaryota; Viridiplantae; Streptophyta; Magnoliopsida; Apiales; Apiaceae. The transcript has a single exon.